AUGUUCAGGUUCUUAAAAGCAAUACGUGUUAAGAGAUCUUAUCUUUGGGUUGGUGCUCUGUUAGUUAGUCUUGGGUUAGCAUCUGCAGUGUAUUGUUUGUGGCAGCUGAAUAUGAAAGUGACCUGUAGUGAUGCAGAACAGCCAGAGUCUUCUCUCCCUAACCCAAUAGGCCAGGUGAGUGGGCGCAUGGAAGUAGACCGAGUAGAUUCCGCAAUUCAAGUAGAAGAGAACAAUCCACCCACACCACCACUUACACCACUAACUCCAAUAGCACCUACACCAUCUAAUCCAAUAGCACCCACACCACCACUAACACCACUAACUACACCAUCUAAUCCAAUAGCACCCGUACUGCCUACACCACCACUUACACCACCAACUCCAAUAGCACCCACACCACCACUUACACCACUAACUACACCAUCUAAUCCAAUAACGCCUGUACGAGUAUCGCCUGUAUUCAGAACAUUACCACCUGAAGUCAAGCCAAUAGUCGCGCAACUGCAGCUCCUACAGAUGAUUAAUGACCCAGUUGACCACACCUGGUUGCCCCACCAAACCCAAGACAAUACUCUCCAGUGGAUUCUUAUGCUUAAUCCAGAGAAAAUGGCACUAAGUAAUGAACCAGCACGUAAACCAAUUCAAUACAACCGAACCCAACCCAUUAUUAUUCCUAAGUCGUGGAAAGAAACCGAGUACAACAGAUGUUUCGAGGAGUUGACUCCCCUACAAAGGAUCACAGGCCAGGCGCCCGUAGCUGUUCUGGGCCUACAGUUGGAGUAUGGUCAGGCAUCUUUUAAGUUGCUUCUUCUGCUGCUGCGCAUCCUAAGCAUGCCUCGAGUAGAAGUAGAUUUGUACGGCCAUCUUCAGUUAGACGAAAGCCAUCAGGCCAGGCAGAUGCUAGCUGGCAUAGAUUACCUACUCGAGAAUCUCCCAGAUGACAUAAGUGGCCGAAAGACUAUUUUACACAUACAUACGCCAGGUCCCACCAACUAUUGGGGUGAAUUUGGGUUAAUCAUCCACGCGUACAGAAACUUAGACCUUAAGAAGGUAUCCUGUUAA
Molecule: messenger RNA, 1062 nt
Organism: Nematocida homosporus
Lineage: Eukaryota; Fungi; Microsporidia
Exons: 1
Coding region: 1-1062 (353 amino acids)
Source: RefSeq, a predicted model, not a curated record